Messenger RNA from Salarias fasciatus (jewelled blenny), 2012 nucleotides. RefSeq names its product growth differentiation factor 10a (gene gdf10a). Gene Ontology annotation, molecular function: growth factor activity; cytokine activity. NCBI's taxonomy places the organism in Eukaryota, Metazoa, Chordata, Actinopteri, Blenniiformes, Blenniidae. Gene Ontology annotation, biological process: positive regulation of osteoblast differentiation. The record is from RefSeq and is a predicted model, not a curated record. The transcript has 3 exons. Gene Ontology annotation, cellular component: extracellular region. Bases 209 to 1786 code for a protein of 525 amino acids.
CCAACAGCUGCCUGGACUGAGCCAGUCAGCAUCCAGAUCCCCCACAUUCUGACAGAGAGGGCAGAGACAGCGAGGCGAGCGCCAAGGACAAACUGGGAGAAGAGCGCACGCACCUCUGUCUGCACUUUGUUUUGUUUCCUCUUCUCGCGCGUUCAUCGGGACAUUUUUCUACCUCUGGGAUUAUUUUUCAACCCGUUCCAGCACUUAAAUGGCAGACCAAACCAUGAUUUCCUCGCACCUGUUGCUGCUGGUGCUGAACAGCUUCCUGGGCUUCGCGUCGUUUUGGAUCGCAGCGGCGGACGGCGGCUUCUCGCGCGCCCCGACGCAUCCAUUCUCAGACGGCCUGGAUCAGGACGCCGUUUACCAGCAUCUUCACAGACUGUACGAAAAAUACAACAAGGAGAGCCGCCUGAAAGAGGGAAACACUGUCAGGAGUUUCAGAAGCAGCCAAGACUCUGCCGACCACAGGAUGAUGUACCGACUCAACCUGACCGCCCUGCAGGACUCGGAGGUCGUCCUCUCGGCCACAUUCCACUUCCUGCUCGACAAACAUCCACUUCAGAAAUCCUGGCUGUGCAGACGCUUCAAGAGCCCGUCCUGCCGCUCUGUGGCCGUCCACCCUUCACCAUCCGUCAGCCUGAUCCUUCGCUCCGUCUCUUCUGGGUCAGGGGUCAGACCCGGGUCGACAGGGUCAUUUCUAGGCAACGUGACCUUCCACCUCCACAGGAGAGGGGUGUGGCAGAUGAAAGAUGUGACCCAGGUCAUAAAGGAGGCACGGGACAGGGGUCACCUGCUGGUGUCAGUUGAAAUGGAUUUUGGGCAGCAAUACCAGCGCAAACCAGAGGAGACCUUGUCUGUUGGCAACACGCCAUAUCUCCUGCUCUAUGCUAAUGACCAAGCCUUGUCCGAGCCCAACAGCGUAGCUGCAAGCCUUCAGAGGUAUGACCCUCUCAGCGAAGGAGCGGAGCCCUCACAUUCCUCUCAGACUUCCCAGCUCCUCGACAAACCAAACUCCUCGCCAGAGUCGAAAGGACGCGUGAGAAGGGAAGCAAAUCUACUCCUUGACCCCAUCCGGAACAAUGAGCUGCCCGAGGUCGAGUACAAGCCCAGUGGAUACAGGAAAGACGAGCUGUGGGAGAGCACUUGGUACCUGGCACUUAAGCCCAAACCGAAAUCAGAAAAGAAAAGAAAAAGUCAGGAAGGAGAAGCUGUGGAACGAGGCGGAGGAGCACAUGAGUCUCAUGCUCCCGAAGUCGAAAGAAUAUCACAGGGGGUCAAAACCGAUGUGAAAAAACUCAAAGACGGUCGCGCAGUAACUCUCGGCGACAGGCGAAAACACGAGCGGAUACACGAGGCAAAGGAAGGAAAAAAGCACAAGGGGAGCGAUAACGUCCAGUCACCUGUUCUGAGUUUUGAUGAACAAACAAUGCGUAAGGCCAGGAGGCGGCAGUGGAGUGGCGCCCAGCACAGAGGCUGCUCCCGGAGGAGCCUCCGCGUGGAUUUCGCUGAUAUUGGCUGGAGCGAGUGGGUCAUCGAACCCAAGGCCUUUGAUGCCUAUUACUGCGCCGGCACAUGUGGAUUCCCCAUGCCCAAGGUGGUGCGGCCCUCCAACCACGCCACCAUCCAGAGCAUCGUCCGAGCCGUCGGCAUCAUCCCCGGCGUCCCGGAGCCCUGCUGCGUCCCGGAAAAUAUGAGCCCUCUGGCUGUGCUGUACCGGGAUGAGUCCAGGAACCCAGUGCUGAAGAUUUACCCCAACAUGUCCGUCCAGUCUUGCUCCUGCAGAUAGGAAGAAAAAAGAGAGAGAGAGAGAGAGAGAAAAUAAAGAAAAACUAAGCAGGGCUAAUGGAGAGACAACCAUACCUCUGUAAAGUGGUUUCCAGAUCCUGAGAGACAAAGUCACUUUGGCCGUCGUUAUUCCAGAAGGAACAUAGGCUGUAGAGAAAUCGCUUCCAUCUCUCCCGUCCCGCGGCUGCAGACCUGAAGAGAGGCAUUGUCUGGCGCCUGUGUUCGCA